Molecule: messenger RNA, 2843 nt
Organism: Phoenix dactylifera (date palm)
Lineage: Eukaryota; Viridiplantae; Streptophyta; Magnoliopsida; Arecales; Arecaceae
Product: protein OSB1, mitochondrial-like
Biological process (GO): mitochondrial DNA replication; positive regulation of helicase activity
Cellular component (GO): mitochondrial nucleoid
Molecular function (GO): single-stranded DNA binding
Source: RefSeq, a predicted model, not a curated record
GGUACUCCUGCGCGACGAUUGCCGCCGAGGGCUACAAGGUACGAAUCAAUUGGGCAUCGCAAGGUAGGAGGUCGAAACCCUAGUUUUCUAUUCGCCAUGGGAUCGUCUGCUCGUCUCUUCUCCUCCGUCUCCUCCUCGCUCCGGAGUUCUCUUCGCCCCUUCUCCUCCGCUUCCCCUCCGCUGCCGGGCGUCGAAUCCCUGAGCUUCUUCUCCCACGACGGCGCUGGCGAGAGCCCCGCCUACCGGCGGUCGAUGCUUCGCCCACCUCCGACCGUGAGGCCCUGGUGGUUGCUCUGGAAUUCGUGCAGCUUCAUCGGGACGGUGCGCCGUCCCGUGAAUCGAUUCGCCGGCUUUGAGUGCGGCGCCUAUACCUUUCUCGAGGUCGACAGACCUUCCCGAGACUCGGAUUCCUCUUCGAUCCAGAUAUUACUGGCAAUGUGGGACGAGCUGGCAGAAAUAUCACUAAGACAUUUGAAACCAAAUGAUUUUAUUUAUGUUCGUGGUCCUCUAGGUUGUUAUGAAAAGGUCAAUGCAAGUGGAAUUCGUGAAACCUUUUUCAAGAUCUUUGUUCAAGAUUUGAAUUAUGUCCAACAAAACAAUCAAAAUGACACUUCUCAUAAGCUUAAGAGUUCAGAGGAAGAAGAAUCAAGCGGAUCCACCUCAGGUGCAUCAUAUCAUGAAGAGGAGUAUGGUGGCCGUCUUCACUUGUGGCAGGUGUUCUUUGCUAAUCCAUAUGAAUGGUGGGACAACAGGCAAUCCAAGCCAUAUUCGGGAUGCCCGGAUUUUAAACACAAGGACACUCGUGAAUGCUUGUGGCUCCGUCCAGAUGAUCCUCCUUGGGUAAGAAGGCAGCUCGAACUAUAUGACUCCAACAUGGGAAACCAUCAGAGGAAUGUCAGUGGUUGGUCGGAGGUACAUCAAUGGAGAACCAAGGAUUUGGUAUAGUUCAAGUCGCAGUCUGGGAACUGGAAUUCAUGCUGCUUGCACCGGGUACCGAACCUUUCAAAUAUACCUAAUGCAAACAAUGUCAAACUCGUCAGACAUCAAGCUGAAGUUCAUGAUGAAAUGAAUAGGACCAAAGCAAUUGAUGCUAAUGAGUGUUGAGAUUUGCACCAAAAUGAAGAAACAAAGAGGAAGAAACCUCGAAAGCACUUCAAUUUUGCAAUGUUGUGAGCAGUGUUAGGUUGAAGUGGGAAAUGGGUAUUGGAGAUACUGUUACCAAAUCAUCUAACGCCAGAAUUAUACCGUUGCCCCAGCUGUGCUUGAGAUGCCCUUUCGAGGGAUUGAUCUAGAGAAUCAUGAUCAAGGUGAUUGGGUUAUGAUGAACCUCAGCUAUCCCCAAAAAUAUCCUUUUGCAAUUUAGUGAACAGCUUUUACUAAUUUCUGCCGCAUAUGGGUUCUUAUUCGCCAUGAUUUAUUAGAUACCCAAGCUUUCCCAAUUUCAUGCACGUUUGUGGUCUUAUUCACUAUUCCUCCGUUUUCUCCUUCCGCUACUCGCCGCCCGUUCCCUUUCUCAAAGUUUGCCAAUGGGAAGCUUCUGCGUCCCAUCUCUCUAUCUGACUCCUUCCUUUUAAGAAAAUAUAAAAUAUAUAAAUAAAUUUAUUUUAUUCCAUCAGCUUAAGUUUUUGGGAUAAGUAGUAAUUUUAACAUGGUAUUAAAGUAGAAGUUUUCUGUUUGAAUUUUGUCUUUGCAUUUUUUAACUUCAUUAUUAAAAUUUUCAGGUGUAAGAUGCUGGCUGUUGUUAUCAGAAAAAAGAUGUAAAUUUAGUGGCCGCUAAUCCAUAAUCAUUAUUUCUCAACCCUCAUUUCUACGCUCGAAUCUUGAUUGCUUAACAGAGAGAAGAUAAGAAGAAAAAUUAUAAGGGAAUUGAUAGUUACAUCCCUUCUGGCUAUAGAUUACCCUUUCCAUAACAAUUGAUAGACUGCAAGGGAUUAAAUUCCGUGGGCUCUCCUCUUCUUUUUUUCUCUCUUCGUUUCCUUCUUUUUCUUCGUUCUUCUUUUCCUUCUUUUGUUUGUCUACUACAUUCCUUUCUUUUCUUUACCUUCAUUUUUCUUCCUUCUUUCUCUUUGUUCUCCGUUCCUAUCCUUCUUUCCUUUUCCUAUUUUUUCCUUUCACGUUGUCCACCUGUUUCUCACACGUCAACGAGCCGAUUGGUAGCCCAAUUUGACCUCUCUCUUAGUUGGCCCAUUAGACAUUGGUAUCGCUUCGUACGCUCCUGCAUCCCUAUUUUUAGAGGGUAACCUUCCAGGUAUGUGACAUUAUAUGUAAGUCCGGGUAAACCACCCUUAUAUGUUCUUGCACCCAAUAUUUAGAUUAUAUCAUAAUAAACCCUCGACCUUGUCCCAUUAUCUUUCUUUUUAAGUGGGUAUUUUCUGAUCUACAAGGAUAGUAGCUGUUGGGAUUUCUUGUGAAAUGUGUCUUUUUUUUUUCCCCAACAAACUUCUGAAAUAUUAUCAUGAUAAACAGAAAAAUUGAACUUAGUAAUGCUACUAUCUACAACUAGAAAUAACAGUAUGUCCGAGUGCAGGGCUGGAGCCAUCAAAGUGUCAAGCAAGUUGGUGCAAAUUUUGGAUAGAACUAGCUGCAUUGCAUUCCAUAAGAGACUGUCUUAAGAAUGCAGCAGAUUGGCACUGUCAUGAAAAACUUCUGCGCCACCAUCACCAGUUAGCAUUCCGAAGGGUAGCGAGGAUCUACAGCGAGGGCCAAUUCAAGUCACAGGAUCGUCCAUCAAAGAUAUGGAUAUUGGAUAUCUUUGGGCAUCUGGUAUAUAAGGAUUAUGUAAUUGUUACUGGUGAUAACUUUGAAGAACAGGUUGCAGUAAUAAAAGAGCUCGUUUUCGAUUC